Penicillium cinerascens is the source of this 1272-nucleotide messenger RNA. Its product is annotated as FAD-dependent oxidoreductase. Lineage: Eukaryota; Fungi; Ascomycota; Eurotiomycetes; Eurotiales; Aspergillaceae. The transcript has 6 exons. Bases 1 to 1272 code for a protein of 423 amino acids. Gene Ontology annotation, molecular function: FAD binding; D-amino-acid oxidase activity. The record is from RefSeq and is a predicted model, not a curated record.
AUGAAAACUGAUUGGGCAGAUGCAAAACGGGAGGUGAUUAACCCACAUCCCGUGACUACUUUCGUUGUGUCAACAGAUUCCAUCUCAAUAGUCAAGUCCUUUAGAUCCCCGAGUGUUGAUUGCGGCUCUACCCAAUUCAAGUCACAGCUGGGCAGCUUGAGCUUCACACCGAAGAUGUCAUCAUCCUCAGAGUCAAGAGCGAUAACCGUCAUCGGAGCAGGAGUGAUCGGUCUUACGACCGCAUUGCUCCUCAGCAAAGACGCGAGGAACAAAGUCUUGGUCAUUGCCGAGUUCAUGCCUGGUGACUACGACAUUGGAUAUGCGUCCCCAUGGGCCGGAGCCAAUUUCUUCCCCACGGCAGAACAAGGCACGCUCCAAGCGCAGCUUGAGCAGGAGACUUGGAAAGUUCUCAAACAUUUGGCCUCAUCUGUGCCGGAGGCCUGCGUUCACUUCCAGGAAGCUGUGGUUUACACUCGAGAAGAAGAUGUGGGCCUGGCGGGGCCUUUGUUCGUUGGCCCAGGAAAAGAGCCAUGGUGGAAAGAGGUGUGUCGCGUCGUCCGUUCAGAGGAACUCCCUCCAGGUAUUGCUGCGGCGACGAAAUUCAAGACGGCUUGCAUCAACCCGGCUCUCUAUCUUCCCUACCUAGUUUCCGAGUGUCGUCGCCGGGGCGUCAUAUUCAGGCGCCAAAAGGUGGGAAACAUUUCAGAUGCUCAAGAAGUGUGCCAUCCAAAUGGGAAAAUCACGGAUAUUCUUGUCAAUGCGACGGGCCUAGGCUCGAAAACACUAAAGGGUGUCGAGGAUUCGACACUCUUCCCAGUCAGAGGGCAGGCUGUGCUCGUUGAGAACGACCCUGGCUAUAUGAUGGCUGUUACUUCUGGAAGGGACGGUAAAAGACUAGGCUAUUGCAUGACCAGGGCUGCUGGGGGUGGAACGAUCCUGGGAGGAUGCUUCCAAACCGACAAUGUUGAGUCGACCGCUGAUUUCAACCUUGCGAGUCAAUUUAUGAAGACUGUUGUGGACUUAUGUCCUUCGAUCGUGAAACCAGGCCAAGGUAUUGAAGGACUUAAGAUCAUACGUCAUGGCGUAGGAUUGAGGCCCAUGCGACGCGACGGCCCCAGAAUUGAAUUGGACGACCAAAACAAGACAAUAAUUCAUUGUUACGGCCAUGGUAGUUAUGGUUAUCAGACAAGUUGGGCAAGUGCGGAGAGGGUGGUAAAGUUGGUCAGGGAGACUGAACAGGCUCAGCAGCCGACAUUGAAGAGCCCGCAGUGA